Messenger RNA from Paramecium sonneborni, 1035 nucleotides. Lineage: Eukaryota; Ciliophora; Oligohymenophorea; Peniculida; Parameciidae. The record is from the annotation of a GenBank genome assembly.
AUUUAUUUGGUUCACAUCAAAAAUGCUUAACUAAGCCUUUCUCUUUGCAGUAGUUGAGGAACGCUUCCACAAAAUCUAUCAAGGGAAUGUUCAUGUCUUGGAAUCAAUUCAAUACUUUAAAUUAAAGAACAUUCGAACUAUAAUUGUUGUUGGAGAAUAAAAUCAUACUAAAUUUACAGAGUAUGCUACCUAUCAUGUACUAUUGAUAAAAUGACUUAGAGAGUAGAUGAAAACAUUGGAGAAGCAAUAGACAUAUUUGAAAAGACUUGUCAACUUAUUUAAAACGAAAUUAAACGUUCUUCUGUAUUAGUAUGUUGUUAGAAUGGAUUAAAUUGGAGUACAGCCAUAUUAAUAGCAUAUCUAAUAAACACCAAAAAGUGGUAAUAUGAAAAGGCUUUCUAUCACUUAAAAUCUUUGAAAUAUGUAGUAAAUCCAUCCUUAGCACUAAAAAAAUAAUUAAUUUUAUUCAAUACAAAAGUUCACAAUGUGAAGAAUUUUAAUAACUAAGAAAACAAUAUAAAUUAAUCUAAUCUAAUUGUUCCAUCUAAAUUCUAAUAAAGAAUAAUUGAGCAAAAUUAAAAGCUUUAAUAUUUGGAUGAUUCUAUAUAAUCUCGAGAGGAAAGAAAUUCAACAAGUUCAAAUUAAUGUGAUAAGACUCCUAUGUUUUAUUCCCCAAAAAACAAUAAUAAUAACGCUAAUAAUAGUAAUAGUAAUAGUAAAAAGAAAAUAGUUGGUGUAUAAUCAGAUACAAAAAUAAUGAAAAAAUAGAGUAUAACAAAAUUAGUAAGACAUAUUAGAAAUUAUACAUUCUAGAUGGAUGAUGGAAAUAUUAUUAAUAAUAACAAUAAUAAUAUUAAUAAUAAUUGUAAUAAUAAUAAUAAUAAUGUUAAUAUUAUUAAACAGAAUGCCAAUAAUUUUAUUAAUUAACCUCUAAUAACAAAUUCCCCAAAAUUUAAAGAUGAAGAAUCACCUAUUGUUAAAAAGCCUAUAAGAAGAAGAUAUGCGCAUAGAACUAAAAGUGCUAUUAAUGGAUGA